Molecule: messenger RNA, 2022 nt
Organism: Myripristis murdjan (pinecone soldierfish)
Lineage: Eukaryota; Metazoa; Chordata; Actinopteri; Holocentriformes; Holocentridae
Gene: klhl6
Product: kelch-like family member 6
Exons: 7
Coding region: 127-1953 (608 amino acids)
Molecular function (GO): protein binding
Source: RefSeq, a predicted model, not a curated record
GAGCGCACACCACAUGGGGGGUAUUUUUCAUCUUUUUCGUAGUGCUGGUGCACCUGAAGUAGCUGAAUACUGUGUAGGUGUUUGUUCGUUGCCUUAGAGUGAGUUUCACAUGGUGUUGCAGUGAAGAUGAGUGACUCGCUGGAGAGGACUACAGACUGUCCCUUGCCCCUGGCUGGCGAUAACUCCAAUGCAGAGGAGGAGAAGGACAGUGUGGGAGGUUCAAGUGAGUUAUGCUGGGAAGAUGGAGGCCUGCCUGGGGAGCUCCAGAGAGGCAUGGAGACGUUGCGUGUGAGUGGAGAGCUGACCGACGUGACUCUGAGCGUUGAGGGACAGGACUUCUCUUGCCACAGAGCUGUACUUGCUGCUGCCAGUCACUACUUCAGAGCGAUGUUCUGCAGUGGUCUGAGGGAGAGUCAUGAGGAACGAGUGGAGAUAAAGGGGCUGGACUGUGAGACGAUGCGUUUUCUCCUGGACUACACCUACACAAGCCAAGCCAUCAUCACACACGGCAACGUUCAGAAAAUACUAGAGGCCGCCAGUCAGUUCCAGUUCUUGCGUGUGGUGGAUGCAUGUGCUGGCUUUCUGAGCAAGUCUCUCCACCCGGAGAGCUGCGUUGGGGUCUUACGCCUGGCUGACAGUCACGCUCUACCGGCUCUGAGGAUCAGGGCUCAGGACUACAUCAUCUCUGAGUUCUCCCAGGUCAUCCAGCAGGAGGACUUCCUAGAAAUGCCAGCGGAGGCUCUGGAGUCUGUCCUGCAGAGGGAUGACCUCAACGUGACUUGUGAGGAGUGUGUUUUUGAAGCACUGAUGUGCUGGGUGAGAGGCCAGGAGGAUGAACGGUGUCCGUUGCUGGCCAGGCUGCUGUCUUAUGUGCGACUGCCGCUGCUGGAGCCAGCAUACUUUGUGGAAAAAGUGGAAUCAGAUGAGCUGAUUCGCCACUGCAGUGGGGCAUUUCCUCUGUUGCAGGAGGCACGCAUCUAUCACCUGUCUGGCAGGGAGGUGGUGUCUGAGCGAACCAAGCCCCGUGUGCGGCACUUCUUAUCAGAGGUGUUCAUGAUCAUCGGUGGCUGCACUAAAGACGAACGCUUCAUUUCCACUGUCACUUGUCUGGACCCUCUUAGACGCAGCCGGCUGGAGGUCGCCAAGUUACCAAUCACAGAGAUGGAAGAGGAGUCCCAAAACAAGAAAUGGGUGGAGUUUGCUUGCAUCACCUUUCGCAAUGAAGUGUACAUAUCUGGCGGUAAAGAGACAAAACAUGAGGUCUGGAAGUAUAAUGGCGCUCUGGACAGAUGGAUCCAGAUGGAGCCCCUGUUAACUGGACGCUGGAGACACAAGAUGGCAGUUCACAGGGGGAAGGUCUAUGCACUUGGAGGAUUUGAUGGGAUUCAGAGACUCAGUAGCGUUGAGGCUUAUGAUCCCUUUCACAAUCGCUGGACACAGGUCUCACCCCUUUUGCUAGGUGUGAGCUCUUUUGCUGCUGCAAGCUAUGAUAGGUGGAUCUAUGUGAUUGGGGGCGGGCCCAACGGGAAGCUGGCCACUGACAGGGUUCAGUGCUGGGAGCCAGGAACAGAGAACUGGGAGCUGCGGGCGCCCAUCCCCAUUGAAGCAAAAUGCACUAACGCAGUCACAUUCAAGGACUGCAUCUAUGUAGUUGGUGGUGCCAUGCACGCCAUGUACUGCUACUCCCCUCUCUCAGACUCCUGGUCCCUCGUGACCCGACUGGGCGAGAGGGCAAGCUGCGCCAUCGCUGCUUGCAACAACAAACUCUUCAUCACCGGGGGCCGUGAUGACAAGAACCAAGUCAUAUCCACUGUGAUGUGCUGGGACACCACCAAUGGAGCGCUGACGGAGGAGUGUGUGCUACCUUUAGGAGUCUCACACCAUGGCAGUGUAACUCUCAUGAAGUCCUACACACAUAUACACAAACUAUCACCGGCUGCAAACUGCAUAUGACAUGGACUCACACAAUCUUGUAUGUAUGUCAACAAGAAAAUGCAAGGGACAUGAGAAUGAAGACAAUGU